UGGAUGAAAUUGGAGCACGAUUUGUGUAAAAUUCUACAGGGGAUACAAUACCUUUGGAACCGGAACUAGGAGCCUUUGUCCUGCUGUAAGAGAAUGGAAGAAACACAGAAGCGAUGGACCUGCAAAAUAGGAAUCCUACAAUGUCUUAUCAUGAUGUUUGUCUGGAAGGCUGUUACUGGGCAGAUCCACUAUUCCAUUCCUGAAGAGAUGCACAAGGGCUCCUUUGUGGGGAAUAUUGCUAAAGACCUGGGAAUGGACAGGCAGCAGUUUUCAGACCAGGGGCUCCGCAUUAUUCCCAACGCAGGUAAGAGUCAGUAUUUUACCUUGAAUGUCAACAGUGGACAUUUGCAAACCUCUGAGAGAAUUGACAGGGAGGAAAUCUGUGGAAGAGCAGAAAAAUGCAUCUUAAAGUUCCAGGUUCUCAGUGAAAGUAAACUGAAGCUUUAUGGUAUUGAAGUGGAAAUUACAGACAUAAAUGAUAAUGCUCCCCACUUCCCAGUUGAGGAACAGGAACUAGAGAUCAAUGAGGCUUCUGCACCAGGAUUCCGGGUCCCAUUGCCUGAAGCCUGGGAUCCAGAUUUGGGACUAAAUUCUGUACAGGACUACAAACUUACUGGCAGUGACCAUUUUUUCCUGGAUGUUCACGUAGGGGAAAAUAGUGUCAAACACAUUAAACUGGUCGUGGCAGAACCUCUUGACAGGGAGAAGCAAUCAGCUUACAAUCUCAUCCUCACAGCUAGUGAUGGAGGUGACCCAAUCAGAUCCGGCACUAUGGAAGUCAAAGUGAAAGUUCUGGAUGCAAACGACAACGCGCCGGUUUUCAGUCAAGCAUUUUAUGAAUUGGGUGUUGAAGAGAAUAUUCCUAUAGGAUCCCAUGUAGCUACUAUAAGUGCCACUGAUCCUGAUGAUGGGAUAUAUGGGGAGAUAAAAUAUUCCCUUACACCAACUACAAAACUUAACCUUCCAAUUUUUUGGAUUAAUUCCACAACAGGUGAAAUUACUCUUCUAGGCAACCUUGAUUAUGAGGAAUCAUCUUUCUAUGAAUUUGAAAUACAAGCAAAAGAUGGAGGAGGACUGAGUGACAGAUCAAAGAUUGUUUUCUCUGUUACAGACAUGAAUGAUAAUGCACCUGAAUUGGCAGUUAGCUUUGUCACCCACACUUUGCUAGAAAAUUCACCCCCCAGAACUGUCAUUGCCAUUUUGAAUGUACAAGAUCGAGAUUCAGGAAUCAAUGGAGAAAUGACAUGCUCAGUCCCCAACAACAUCCCCUUCCAGCUAAAGAAGUCUGUUGAUAACUUUUACAGUCUGGAAACUGAGGGUGUCCUUGACAGGGAACGAGUGUCAUCUUUCAAUAUCACCAUCACAGUUACUGACCAUGGAAUCCCUCCUCUUUCUACAUCUACGGUAAUUCCACUACGUAUUUUAGAUGCAAAUGAUAACCCACCAGUAUUUGAGAAAUCCCAUUAUACAUUCUACUGUGUUGAGAAUAACAACAGAGGAUCCUUGGUGUUUUCAUUAAGAGCAGAUGAUGCAGACUGGGAAGAGAAUGCCAGAAUUGCUUAUUCCAUCCUUGACAAUCAGAUGGGGAUAGAGCUGGCUCCUCACUCCUCAGAGCCUGGUUACCUGGUCACUAAGGUAGUGGCCGUGGAUGCAGAUUCUGGCCAGAAUGCUUGGCUCUCUUACCAGUUGACCAAGGCCACGGAGCCUGGGCUGUUCACUGUGGGACUCCAUACUGGAGAGAUCAGGACAGCUCGGUUCUUUCUGGAGAAGGACACCCUCAGGCAAAGCCUGGUGAUUUUGGUCAAGGACAAUGGGCAACCAUCUCUUUCUGCCUCAGUGACAGUGACUGUGGUGCUUGCUGACAACAUUCCUGAAAUUCUAUCAGAUCUGACCAACAUUUCAGCUCCCUUAGAUGCUCCAUCAGAUCUCACCUUCUACUUGGUAGUUGCUGUGGCCUUUGUUUCCUGCCUAUUCUUCACUUUCCUCCUUGUUUUGCUGGCCCUGAAGUUGUACAGAUGGAGAAAUACUCAGCUUCUUGAAUCAGGGAGUGUGAAUUUCAGUGGUGUUCCUGUGUCACAGUUUGUGGGGAUUGACGGAGUCCGAGCUUUUCUCCACUCUUAUUGCCAUGAGGUUUCUCUGACUAGGGACUCUAGGAAAAGUCAGUUUAACAUUUCAAAGGCAAACUAUUCAGGUACUCUAAAUAAUCAAGGGAUGUAUGAAGGAAAGGAUCCUAUUUUAUCUCAUGAGGAUUUAAAUCAAAGUGAUGCAGUUGCAGUCCUACUCUAA
Pogona vitticeps (central bearded dragon) is the source of this 2286-nucleotide messenger RNA. The record is from RefSeq and is a predicted model, not a curated record. Lineage: Eukaryota; Metazoa; Chordata; Lepidosauria; Squamata; Agamidae.